AUGGAUGUUCGUUCCUCUUACAAAGAAAAGGUGGAAGCUCUUCGAUCUAAGUUGGAACUUAUGCGAAAAGAGAACGAAACCCUUAGAUAUAUGCUUGAAGGUAUGAGCAAGAACUUCAGCAUUCUUCAAGCAAAACUUCGAGAAACCAAAGAAGAUGAAAUAAAGGCACGCAACUUAAUGGAGGGUGAUCAAGCAUAUCAUGAAAUCCUUGACUCUAACAAGAGAGCAAGACUAGAAGUUCCCAUAGCCAAGCCAUCACGAAUCUUCGUGAGAAGUGCCGACCCAAAGGACAAGAGCCUAAUUGUGAAAGACGGAUAUCAAUGGAGGAAAUACGGCCAGAAGGUCACUAAAGAUAACCCAUCACCUAGAGCUUACUUCAGGUGUUCCAUGGCUCCUAAUUGCCCUGUCAAAAAGAAGGUUCAAAGAUGUGUAGAAGAUCAUUCAAUAAUUGUUGCAAAUUAUGAAGGAGAACACAACCACGAACCCAAUGGUUCACUUGGGCAAUAUUCAAGUUCUCCAAAGAGCUCCUCAUCAAAAAGCUCCAUAGUUGAUAAUUAUGUUCCUAACUGUCCAACUGAAGUUACUCCUUUUCAACCACCUGUAGCUCUUGAUCUUACUCUUUCAAGUCCCAAUAACCAACAGAAGGAAAACCCUUCUCCAAGGCUUAUGGAAGACAGCAAGAAGAUUAAUAACUACAGCAAGAACAAUAUUAUGGAAGAAUAUGUGGCAUCUUUGACUAAAGAUCCUGGCUUCUCAGUAGCUUUGGCUGCUGCUGUUGCACGGUCCAUGAGUGACCCUAUCUACACCAAGAAUGCUAUGAAAUGA
Dovyalis caffra is the source of this 825-nucleotide messenger RNA. The record is from the annotation of a GenBank genome assembly. NCBI's taxonomy places the organism in Eukaryota, Viridiplantae, Streptophyta, Magnoliopsida, Malpighiales, Salicaceae.